AUGGAGGUGGUGGUGGUGGACAAAAUAUCUGAAUUGCCAGAGCCUCUUCUACAAUACAUUUUGUCUUUCCUUCCCAUUAAACAAAAUUUGAUAAAUCCUUCUUUGAGUCAAAGUUGUGGUGUCAAGACACUAAGGAAACUUGCGAAAUCCAGAGAAAGAGGGUGGAGUUAUCACUUUGUGGAGCAAAAUUUACUAAGCCGCCGUAGGCAAGGGCUAAGUAUAAAGAAGUUUACACUUUCAGUGUACUUGAGUACACCGAAAUCAGUGUCUCGUGUGGACCGGUGGAUUGAAUAUGUAGUCAAGAGUGACGUUGAAGAGCUUAAUCUUGACUUUCAAACAUUUAGAUGGAAGUGGAAGAGGUAUUAUCCCUUGCCUCAGAAUAUUCUACUUGCAAAAUCAAUAACUGUGUUGAGGUUAAAGGCAUGUAGAUUGGAUUCAUACUUUGUUGAUAUAAACUUAUCCUCUUUGAAAAUUUUGUCUUUAUAUAAAGUGGGUACAAAUGAUCAAAUUAUCCAAAAUCUAGUUGCCGGGUGUCCUGUGAUAGAAGACAUAGGAAUUGAAUACUGUCGUGGGUUGAAAUGUAUACAGUUCUUUGGUCUACCUGAAGUCAAGUCAAUUGAAUUGAAAAGCAAUAAAGGUGUUGAGACAGUUGAAUUAGAAGCAUCAAAUAUUUAUCAUGUACAUAUUCAACAGUUUGAAGCAUCCAAGAUCAACCUGGUGCCUUGUAAAAAUCUGAAGUUAUUAAUGCUAGGAAAACUGCACAUAACAGACAGCUGCUUCAAUUACCAUAUUUCUCAACUUCUGCUCAUUGAGUACUUGUCCGUAUAUUGGUGUGAUAAGUUGGAAAGUAUUAAGAUUUCAAGUCAUCGUCUUAAGACAUUACACAUAUUGAAAUGCGACAAGCUGGUUGAAGUCGAGAUUGACACUCCUAAGUUAUGUAAACUUUCAUAUCUUGGUGGUAAUACAAUAUCCUUUUCAGUGACUGCUUUGGCUUAUUUGUCAAAAGCUACCUACCAGAUGUUGCACUCCGAUGCUCCUUGGAAUGUUAAAAAGAUUGAAUUGCUUGCAAAUUUGAGUAAUUCCAAAUUAUUGGAGUUGCUAAAUAUUAGCUCCAUGAAGGAUAUGGUUAUACCAAAGGAAUUGAGAGACAUAGUAUCAUCCCCAUCAUAUAAAGUCAAGCAGUUGAAGGUAGAUAUAUCGAAGUCAUUUACUACACAUGAAUUCAUUGAACUUGUGGAUAGCUUGCUUUGGAUUUCUCCUCAUCUAGAGCUUUUGUUAUUAACACAUGGGGAAUGGAUUGACAAGAAUUGGUAUCGUGAGACCAAAUCUUUCAAGCCCAUUCUUAGAGGGGAGAAUUAUAGUUGUUGCAAAUUCCUUCCAGAUCCAUGUUGGAGGCAUUGCUUAAAGAGUGUCACGAUUGAGAAUUGUAGAGCACCUGCAAAUGUAGAGACUGUGAGGGCAGAUAAAGAAAUUCUAGAGAAGUACUUUUAUGAGAAUGCAAAGAUCCUGGAGAGCUUCCAAUUCAAUCCUAAAGUUGAAUGA
Molecule: messenger RNA, 1542 nt
Organism: Quercus lobata
Lineage: Eukaryota; Viridiplantae; Streptophyta; Magnoliopsida; Fagales; Fagaceae
Product: F-box/LRR-repeat protein At3g03360-like
Exons: 4
Coding region: 1-1542 (513 amino acids)
Source: RefSeq, a predicted model, not a curated record